CUUUAAUAAUAGAGUAUUUAUGAAGUGACUCAGACAAAACCAUUAAAACCACACUCUGCACUAAAGCAAAGCUCCAUUAAGGCUCAGUAUGGCAGCCUUGGCUGUGUGGAUACUCUUCAUGUGCACAGUCUUCACUGAGUCAGAGGCUCAGAACUGUGGAGUGGCACCUCUGAACACCAGGAUAGUGGGAGGUGCGGAUGCACCAGCUAGUUCAUGGCCAUGGCAGGUCAGCAUCCGUUACAAUGGAGCUCACAUAUGUGGAGGGACCCUGAUCAGUGACCAGUGGGUCCUCACAGCAGCCCACUGCAUCAUAACGAGCACGCUGAGCGAUUGGACUCUCUACUUUGGAAUAGUGACUCAGAGUGGCCCAAAUCCAAAUCAAGUCAUUCGCACUGUGUCUCAAAUCAUAGUUAAUUCUAAUUAUAACAACACGUUGGACAACAAUGACAUCGCCCUCAUGCAGCUCACCAGCUCUAUCACCUUCAAUAACUACAUCCGUCCUAUCUGCCUGGCCAGUAGCUCCAGUCAGUUCUACAAUUCCACCCCCUGCUGGGCCACAGGCUGGGGGCGACUGGGGAGUGAUCAACCACUGGUUGCUUAUAACAUCCUUCAGGAGGUUCAAAUUCCUGUUGUUGGACCCAAAGAGUGCAGCUGUGAUUACAAAGAAUCAGUAAACAUCACUGACCAGAUGAUUUGUGCUGGACAGCCAAACAAAGGAACCUGCCAGGGAGACUCUGGUGGACCGCUGCAAUGCAAACAAGGCUCAGUGUGGGUCCAGGCUGGCAUCUCCAGCUUUGCACCCCAGCCCUGUGCUCUGGCUGGUUAUCCUAGCGUCUUUGCUCGAGUGUCUGCGUUUCAGUUAUGGAUCACAAACCAAGUGUCUGCGGCCAAUGUUGGCUUUGUGACAUUCACCUCUAGUGGCAUUAACCAGGAUGACAGCGUUGUGUGUUUGAGCCCAACAAUAAAUCGGGAUCAGAUUUCAACCACAACCUCAGCCACUGCAAAUCAGAACGUGACUUCAGCUCACAAUCAGAUUUCAACCACAACCUCAGCCACUGCAAAUCAGAACGUGACUUCAGCUCAGAAUCAGAUUUCAACCACGACCUCAGCCACUGCAAAUCAGAACGUGACUUCAGCUCAGAAUCAGAUUUCAACCACAACCUCAGCCACUGCAAAUCAGAAUGGGAAUUUAACUCAGAAUCAGAUUUCAACCACAACCUCAGCUACUGCAAAUCAGAAUGUGACUUCAGCUCACAAUCAGAUUUCAACCACAACCUCAGCCACUGCAAAUCAGAACGUAACUUCAGCUCAGAAUCAGAUUUCAACCACAACCUCAGCCUCUGCAAAUCAGAAUGGGAAUUUAACUCAGAAUCAGAUUUCAACCACAACCUCAGCUACUGCAAUUCAGAAUGUGACUUCAGCUCACAAUCAGAUUUCAACCACAACCUCAGCCACUGCAAAUCAGAACGUGACUUCAGCUCAGAAUCAGAUUUCAACCACAACCUCAGCCACUGCAAAUCAGAAUGGGAAUUUAACUCAGAAUCAGAUUUCAACCACAACCUCAGCCACUGCAAAUCAGAACGUGACUUUAGCUCAGAAUCAGAUUUCAACCACAACCUCAGCCACUGCAAAUCAGACUGUGACUUUAACUCAUAACCAGACUUUAACCACGAUUCAGAAGCAGACUUCAACAACAAGCUCCGCCACUGUACCAAAGCUGUCAUUUACUUUAAUUUUAGUCAUUUGUGGCUUUUUCACACAAAACUAAUCAAGUAAAUAUAUUCAGCUGCUGGAUUAAGAACAGGCAGCAUAAUUAUCUUACCAUGUGAGUAUAAACGUCAAUGAUUAAUUUUGAUCAUCUUACUGAUGUACAGCAUUUAAAUGACAUCUUAGUGAAAUGUGACUUCUCAUGUUACUAGAAGGACCUGCUUCACAUCAGCAACUCCUGCUGCUUGAUGUGUGAUUAUUUCCUUCGAUUAAUUUACUGUAUAGCUCAAACCUGUUUGGUGAAGAUUUCAUUCAAGUAGAAUGACAUAUUUCAGAUGCCCUUGUACAAUAUAGUUUAUAGGUUUUAAGGCUUUCAUACUGUAAACAUCACAGAACAUAUAUGACAUGAAGCAGAAUAUCUGAAAUGCCAAUGUAGAGUUUUGUACAAAGCUGUACAAAAUAUUAACAUUUGUGAAAAUCUUGAAUGUUAAUGUUAUUAAACAAUACGUAUAGAUAAACAGAAAAAAAGCUGAAGCAAAGCCACAUACACCAUGGUAAAAACGAAAGCAUGUUGAGUUUCUUAAAUUUGAAAAAUAAUUUAAAAAAAGUUUGAAUUACUUAGUCACUGUUUAUAACGAUAAUAAAAUUAAAGAAUAUUUAAUAGUAGAAUUCAAUAGUUGAUUAUAUAUUUACUAAAUAUUCAUUAAAUAAAAAUAAAUAAAAUUGAUAUAAAAAAAAACAGAUUCUAACCAAACCAGAAGACAAAACAAAAGUAGAUUUAUAUAUAAAUUAAUAGUAAAUACAGCAUAAACAUUAUAAACACAGAAUAUGAGCACAUUUAAAACCUGUUGCCUGUACAAUAGUAUGUACAUGCAAUUUUUGACUUAGUAAAGGCUGUAUGUGUCACAUACAAAGGAAGCAUUUAAUAGACAAUGACAGAGGCUAAAUCAGGAGGCAGUGUAAACAACAACAACAACAACGCUGGAACUCAAACAACCAAGAAAAUAUGGAAAAUGUAGUACCCACAUGUGUCUCAAGGUGGCAUCCCUGCCACAUUACAACAGUGAGACUAUUCAAACAUGACUAGGAAAAUACAAAAGGACUUAACUAGUAAUGGAAAAGAAACCACAACACAGUCUUACAGUUAUUAAGAACUCUACUUUCACUUUUACCUCACUUUGUAAUUUCUGAACUGGGCUGACUCUGCUACGGUUCAACCCUCCAGCCUGCUGGAGGCGGUUUUGUUUCAGUCCUGUCUUUUAUGGAAGUUUUUAUGGACGUUUUAUGGAAAGUAUGAAUAAAAACUUAAUAAAUUGCA
Molecule: messenger RNA, 3025 nt
Organism: Betta splendens (Siamese fighting fish)
Lineage: Eukaryota; Metazoa; Chordata; Actinopteri; Anabantiformes; Osphronemidae
Product: transmembrane protease serine 9-like
Exons: 6
Coding region: 89-1768 (559 amino acids)
Biological process (GO): proteolysis
Molecular function (GO): serine-type endopeptidase activity
Source: RefSeq, a predicted model, not a curated record